GGGGGCCCGGCCAGCGGCCAGUGGCGCGCGAGACGCGGACUGCGGUGCGUCGCACGCGGGAGGGACCGAGCAAGCACGCCGGCUGCCGCUGGACUGUAGCCCCGCCUCAGCAUGCUCGCCUGCACGAUAACUGGCCUGUUGGUCAUCUGGAGUUACAUGGUACUACCAACUCUGGCCCAAGUUCUUGUUCAAGAAGUGGGUGUUGGUGAUAUUGCAGUUUUGCCAUGUCCCAGCAAUGAUGACAACCACCGCUUUCAGUUCUGGCAGCUGACAGGAAAUGAGGUCAUUGGUCCAGGAAAUACCAUAAAUCGCGAAAAAUACAAGUAUGAAGUGUUGUCAGGGACUCUGUACAUCAGAGGCGUAUCCUCAGCUGAAUCAGGAUUCUACCGCUGUGUCUCAAAGUCUCUCCAUGACCCUGCAUAUAAUAUUAAAUCUGUUGAACUUGUUGUCAGAAAAGAUUGGGAGGAUGUUUAUGAGAAUGAUUAUGAGACAAACAUGUUCAGAGCUCUGGUAGCUGUUGCCGUUCUACUUGCCAUCGUUGUUAUUUGUGUAGUUUUGUAUGUUCUCUGGAGGAAAAAACAGAGUAAUAGAUUUAGAGGUAUGCUUGAUGAAGAAUCUCCUGAUGAGAGUCCAGUGGGACGUUCAUACAGUGUACAGUCACUGCCUGGCAUGAAUUCCACACCAAAGUCACAUAUUCAGCAACAAGGAAUAGACAAUCCCGCACUGGAUACAGAACUUCCAAAACCUGUCAACUCUUUGCAUACUGAUUCACAGCUCUAGUAGAGCCAUUUGCUUUUUUAAAACUAUCCUGACAAGAUACUGUACAAUAAAAACAGCAUCACUGAAAUUGUGUUACCAUGGCCAAAGAUGUUGUUCCUGGUGAAGCCAGCUGAUGAUGUGUCUUCAAGCAGACAAUUAUUCGAAGAUACCAGACCCUAAGACCAAGUCAGUAUAUUUACUUGUGUAGCAGCACUACACAAGUACAGCUAAGUGUGAUAGUGACAAUGUUUUUUCUUGCACAGUGCUAGGACCUUCUCUCAUUAUCAAAGGUAAUGGGCAGUCAUGUAUUGGAAAUAACAUUGGCAGAAACAUUUGCGACAACUUAAGUUGAAAGAACACAAUAAAACAAAAUUUGUAUAAAUUAUGAUGAGUUUCCUGUGUUAGUACUUCAUCAUAGCUGUGUGUUAUUUUGUAGUAAAUGGCUGCAGAGUGUACCAGCAGUAAUGUAUUUGUUUACAACUUGAUUUAGAAUCUGCUGUAUAUGUUCCUUGUCAACAGUAAUAAGAAAAUUGUGACAUGAAAUAUGGAACAGAAAAACAGAAGAAGGAAUGAGAUGCACAUGCAAUCUCUUGACAACCAAAAAUUAAAGAUAAUUAUUUUGUGAAAUAUUUUUAUGUAAUUAAUAUGCAAGUGUUUUAUAACUAAGCAGAGUUUUGUUGUGAGACUACAUGGUGCUAAAAGCUCUUGCAUCACAAAAAGUGAAUACCAAAUUGUUGACAGCAGACUCAUUUUAAAACAAAAAAAUGCACAAUGGUUUAUCAUCUGUUAAUGUUUGAUCAUCCAAUGGAAGGAAAAAAGUCUCAACUUCUUCAUCCUGAAAAGCAUGUAAAAUGUCUUAAUUGUAACUCUACGUGGAUAAUUUUAGAAUGAGUACCAAAGAACAGAAAUUUAAGGGGCUUUUGUUCCCAUAAAUGACUUACUACAAAAGUUAAAUAGUAUUGGACCUUGAGUAUCAAGCUCUCAAGCUUUGAAGUCUGUGUUUCUUCCUUUGAAUGUAAAGGACUGAGAAGGGGGGAAAAAGAUCUUACAAUUUUUUUUUUCUUAACUCAGUGUAAGAAAACUAUAAUCUGUUUACUGUAAAAAAAUUUGCUGAACUGAGCUUCUCACACUGCCCUUUAAUGAAAAGAAGACCACACACAUCAAGGCACUUGAAGUUGCAUAGCCAUGAUUGCAAAAUCAGUUAUGCUUAUUAUUUAAUUGAGCUAGUGCAUUAUUUUGAAACAGAAAAAAUGUUUUGUACAUCUGUUUGUAUGAAGUCAUAAGAUAAUGCCACAUAAGGGUAUUUACAUAUAAACUUCAGUGCUCUAAACCUGUGGUGUAAUGUACUGUUUGCAAAAUAAAUAUCACAAAAAGGAAAA
Schistocerca cancellata (South American locust) is the source of this 2138-nucleotide messenger RNA. RefSeq lists its product as uncharacterized. The record is from RefSeq and is a predicted model, not a curated record. The coding region runs from base 112 to 780 and encodes 222 amino acids. The transcript has 5 exons. Lineage: Eukaryota; Metazoa; Arthropoda; Insecta; Orthoptera; Acrididae.